Messenger RNA from Manihot esculenta (cassava), 899 nucleotides. RefSeq names its product indole-3-acetic acid-induced protein ARG7. The transcript has a single exon. The record is from RefSeq and is a predicted model, not a curated record. Gene Ontology annotation, biological process: response to auxin. Bases 227 to 637 code for a protein of 136 amino acids. Lineage: Eukaryota; Viridiplantae; Streptophyta; Magnoliopsida; Malpighiales; Euphorbiaceae.
AAGUUAUCCCACGUUAGUGGUCUGCCACCAGUCCAUCACAUGGGCUUGACCACAACUGAAACAACAUACACAAUCUCGUAAUUAUCUCCAAAUCCAAGGGCUUUUGCGUUCAUUGAUACCCUUAUAAAGAAUUUUUUCUUACAUAUUUCUUCCUCCCCAAACAACAGCUACGCUCCAACUCUCAUUUCAAGUUUUUUCCUUUCACUUUUCUUCACUUUCCGGGAAAAUGUACAAGUCCAACAAAAUCCGUCACAUUGUAAGAAUCCAGCAAAUGCUAAAGCGCUGGCGCAGGAAGGCCAGGCUGAUGGCAUCACGCGCACCGUCCGAUGUUCCUUCUGGCCACGUGGCAGUCUGUGUAGGGGAUAGUAGCAAGAGGUUCAUCGUGCGGGCAACGUACCUGAACCAUCCCAUCUUCAAGAAACUCCUCUUACAAGCUGAGGAAGAGUAUGGUUUCAAAAAUAUCGGACCGUUAACCAUCCCAUGCGACGAGUCUGUGUUUGAGGAGAUUCUCCGAGUUGUUUCCCGAUCUGAUUCGGUCCGCUUCUGGAAUCUCGACGAGUUUCAGAGAUGCCGCCACGUCGGCAUCAGGAAUCAUCUCGAGUUUCUGGGUGAAUCACGGCCGCUGCUUCAUGGUUAGCUAAUAGCUAGCUCGGGACUAAUUAUAUUUAUAUUUAUUUAUUUUUUUGAAUUUAGGUUAUUAUUAUUAUCAUAUUAUUAUAUGUCUUAGGUUAGAGAAUUUUAUAUAUUUAUAUUUUUUAGUUAGAGAUGGCGAGUUGGGUAACCGAGUCAUCCGAGUUGAGGAGAGUGAGAGGGGAGGGAGUGGGAAAGUAUUUUCUUGUAAAUUAUGACUGUAUUGACUAAUUAUCAAGGAUUUGUACUAAUCAAAAUGCUUAAUUUAA